UGUGUGGAAUCGAGUCGGUUCGUGGUGCUGCUUACUACGAGUCCCCUGCGUGUAACGGCGGUGACCGUGGCAUUGAGGAGUCGGUCUGGUAUAGGUGAUCUAAGCUAUGGCUGAUGUACUUGAUCUCGAAGCUCCGGAGGAAUUUGAAGUUGAUGAAGAGGGCGAUCAGGGCAUUGUGAAGCUGAAGGAGAAGGCCCGCAAGCGGAAGGGACGUGGCUUUGACGGCGAGCGGGCGGCGCGCGACGACACGCGCCACCGCGACUACGAGGGCGUCGAGGGCGACAACGACGGCGAGCCGGGGCCUUGUCGAUCGGUGGAGGGCUGGAUCCUGUUCGUGACCGGCGUGCACGAGGAGGCGCAGGAGGACGACAUCCACGACAAGUUCGCCGAUUACGGCGCCAUCAAGAACAUCCACCUCAACAUGGACCGGCGCACCGGCUUCCUGAAGGGCUACACGCUGGUGGAGUACGAGACGUAUAAGGAGGCGGUGGAGGCGAUCGAGGCGCUGAACGGCACCGAGAUCCUCGGGCAGACCAUCAGCGUCGACUGGGCGUUCGUCAAGGGGCCGAAGAAGACACGACGGGACAGGAGGCGCCGCUGAAGAACAACAUCCGGCACUGCAACCGUGGAGGCUUCCGACAGAUGGCGGGCAGGUGGCUUCGCGUCACCAGACCACAUCAGAAAACGAGCGGCGGCUUAUGUGCACGGCCGCAAGUCCCAGCUUGGAGAGAGUCAUGUCUCAUCGUGUGCGCUUUGGUUUGCUGCUAGUUCAGGACGUAAUAUGUUUUGUGCGGUGAUUUUGAACUAUACACGAUCCCACUUCCCAGA
Pollicipes pollicipes is the source of this 828-nucleotide messenger RNA. RefSeq names its product 40S ribosomal protein S12 homolog tsunagi (gene tsu). Gene Ontology annotation, biological process: RNA processing. The record is from RefSeq and is a predicted model, not a curated record. NCBI's taxonomy places the organism in Eukaryota, Metazoa, Arthropoda, Thecostraca, Pollicipedomorpha, Pollicipedidae. Gene Ontology annotation, cellular component: cytoplasm; nucleus. Bases 107 to 601 code for a protein of 164 amino acids. Gene Ontology annotation, molecular function: mRNA binding. The transcript is spliced from 5 exons.